Volvox carteri f. nagariensis is the source of this 1080-nucleotide messenger RNA. RefSeq lists its product as uncharacterized. The record is from RefSeq and is a predicted model, not a curated record. The annotation marks the transcript as partial. NCBI's taxonomy places the organism in Eukaryota, Viridiplantae, Chlorophyta, Chlorophyceae, Chlamydomonadales, Volvocaceae. The transcript is spliced from 2 exons.
UGCACCAGCUGCCCAGGCAUCUACAGAGCUUUUGGCGGUCUCUCCAGAGGCUGCACCAGCUGCCCAGGCAUCUACAGAGCUGUUGGCGGUCUCUCCAGAGGCUGCACCAGCUGCCCAGGCAUCUACAGAGAUGUUGGUCGACUCUCCAGAGGCUGCACCAGCUGCCCAGGCAUCUACAGAGCUGUUGGUCGACACUCCGGAGGCUGCACCAGCUGCCCAGGCAUCUACAGAGCUGUCGGCGGUCUCUCCAGAGGCUGCACCAGCUGCCCAGGCAUCUACAGAGCUGUCGGCAGUCUCUCCGGAGGCUGCACCAGCUGCCCAGGCAUCUACAGAGCUGUUGGCGGUCUCUGCAGAGGCUGCACCAGCUGCCCAGGCGUCUACAGAGCUUUUGGCGGUCUCUCCGGAGGCUGCAUCAGCUGCCCAGGCAUCUACAGAGCUGUCGGUCCCUACAGAGGCUGCACCAACUGCCCAGGCAUCUACAGAGCUGUCGGCAGUCUCUCCGGAGGCUGCACCAGCUGCCCAGGCAUCCACAGAGCUGUUGGCGGCUCUUUGCAGAGGCUGCACCAGCUGCCCAGGCAACUGUCGGAUCCCUCCAGAGGCUGCAUCAGCUACCCAGGCAUCUACAGAGCUGUCGGCAGUCCCUACAGAGGCUGCACCAGCUGCCCAGGCAUCUACAGAGCUCUUGGUAGACUCUCCAGAGGCUGCAUCAGCCAACCAGGCAUCUACAGAGCUGUCGGCGGUCUCUCCAGAGGCUGCACCAGCUGCCCAGGCAUCUACAGAGCUGUCGGCAGUCUCUUCAGAGGCUGCACCAGCUGCCCAGGCUUCUACAGAGUUGUCGGCGGUCUCUACAGAGGCUGCACCAGUUGCCCAGGCAUCUACAGAGCUGUCGGCAGUCCCUACAGAGGCUGCAUCAGCCAACCAGGCAUCUACAGAGCUGUCGGCGGUCUCUCCAGAGGCUGCACCAGCUGCCCAGGCAUCUACAGAGCUGUCGGCGGUCUCUCCAGAGGCUGCAUCAGCCAACCAGGCAUCUACAGAGCUGUCGGCGGUCUCUCCAGAGGCUGCACCAGCUGCCCAGGCAUC